Messenger RNA from Candidula unifasciata, 624 nucleotides. Lineage: Eukaryota; Metazoa; Mollusca; Gastropoda; Stylommatophora; Geomitridae. The record is from the annotation of a GenBank genome assembly.
GAAUUGAGUAGUGUGAUAAAGGACUUGAGUAGUGUGAUAAGGGACUUGAGUAGUGUGAUAAAGGACUUGAGUAGUGUGAUAAAGGACUUGAGUAGUGUGAUAAAGGACUUGAGUAGUGUGAUAAAGGACUUGAGUAGUGUGAUAAAGGAAUUGAGUAGUGUGAUAAAGGACUUGAGUAGUGUGAUAAAGGAAUUGAGUAGUGUGAUAAAGGAAUUGAGUAGUGUGAUAAAGGACUUGAGUAGUGUGAUAAAGGAAUUGAGUAGUGUGAUAAAGGACUUGAGUAGUGUGAUAAAGGAAUUGAGUAGUGUGAUAAAGGAAUUGAGUAGUGUGAUAGAGGAAUUGAGUAGUGUGAUAAAGGACUUGAGUAGUGUGAUAAAGGAAUUGAGUAGUGUGAUAAAGGACUUGAGUAGUGUGAUAAAGGACUUGAGUAGUGUUAUAAAGGACUUGAGUAGUGUGAUAAAGGACUUGAGUAGUGUGAUAAAGGACUUGAGUAGUGUGAUAAAGGACUUGAGUAGUGUGAUAAGGGACUCGAGUAGUGUGAUAAGGGCCUCGAGUAGUGUGUUAAAAGACUUCAGUAGUGUGAUAAAGGACUCGAGUAGUGUGAUAAAGGACCGAGUAGUGUGA